Mya arenaria is the source of this 2887-nucleotide messenger RNA. RefSeq names its product heat shock 70 kDa protein 12A-like. The transcript is spliced from 7 exons. Lineage: Eukaryota; Metazoa; Mollusca; Bivalvia; Myida; Myidae. Gene Ontology annotation, molecular function: ATP binding; ATP-dependent protein folding chaperone. The record is from RefSeq and is a predicted model, not a curated record. Bases 154 to 1878 code for a protein of 574 amino acids.
GAUUUCCAUUGAUCAAACAGUCGUUUCAGAUAUAACAUUAGGUCUGGUUUAUAUUCUGCUGAAGGGCGGAAGUAAUAUACUUCGGAUAAGAGCAGUUUGUACAAAAAUGCGAUUAACAUUUUUAAUUUAGAGAAAUUACUCGAACUAGAGAUAAUGUCGACCUUCCUGGUAGUUGCCAGCAUAGACUUUGGAACCACCUACUCGGGAUGGGCCUACUCAUUUCGCCAUGAGUUCGAAAAGGAUCCAACAAUAGUACAUGCUAAAACAUGGCACGGCGGCAAUUUCGUCUCACAAAAAGGACCAACCUGCAUCCUCAUCAAGCCAGAUGGUAAAACUCUAGAAGCUUUUGGGUACGAAGCAGAGACGAAAUACGCAGACCUAGCCGGUGAGAAUAAACACAAAAAGUGGUAUUACUUUCGGAGGUUCAAAAUGAAGCUCUUUGACAAAGAAACACUGACUAUGUCCUUGGAGAUUGAAGAUGAAGACGGUAAACGUCUUAAAGCAAGUACGGUCUUUUCUCUGUCCAUCCGCUAUCUGAAGGAGGAUUUAAUGAAAACUUCUUCCGACAAAUUACGUGAUGAUAUCACGGAGAAGGACAUUCAUUGGGUUAUCACAGUUCCAGCAAUUUGGAGUGAACCAGCCAAAAAAUUCAUGCGCAAGGCAGCUAGAGAGGCUGGCAUACCAUUUGGUCAGUUGAGUGUUUGUCUGGAACCGGAGGCGGCUUCCAUAUAUUGCCGUCAUUUGCCAUUGGAAAAAAGUUCCGACACUUCCGUGUCUUCUUUUAAACCGGGAACAACAUACUUGGUCUUGGAUGCUGGCGGUGGUACUGUGGACAUAACAGUUCACGAAAUCACUCAAGAAGGCAAACUGAAGGAACUUUCACAGGCGUCUGGGGGUCCAUGGGGUGGUACAAAUGUAGACGAUGCGUUUCUAGCGCUAUUCCAUUUAAUAACAGGUGUUGACAUAAUCGAAAGACUGAAACGGGAAAACAUGGAAGAUUACCUAGAACUGGUAAGAAAUUUUGAAGUGAAGAAACGAGAUAUUACUGACAAAGCUGGAACAACACUCAUUCGCAUUCCAGUCAGUAUGAUGGAUCUUGCUGAGGAGAUGACCGGAAAAACUCUCAAGCAAAUACUGCAAGAUUCGCCGGAAAAACAACUUAUUCGCCAAGACAGGGAUAAACUUAAACUCCACACGGGUGUUUUACUGGCACUUUUUGACAUCACAGUAGAAAAGAUAGUUAGCCAUGUGAGUACACUUUUUCAGAAUACGGCCCAGGAUUGCAAGACAAUACUGAUGGUUGGUGGAUUUUCGGACUCGAAAUUGCUACAAGAAAAAGUGAGAUCUGCGUUUAACAAUGUAUCAAUUAUAGUGCCUCCGGACGCAGGGUUGGCUGUUUUGAAAGGAGCGGUGAUAUUUGGUCACAACAAGAGAGAAAUUGUCUCAAGAAUAGCACGAUAUUCAUAUGGACUGGAAACGGUCACGGAUUUCGACCCUGAGAAGCAUCCUGUAGAAAGAAUGUAUAUUGACAGCAACAGGCAUGAUAAACCAUCAGUUAAAAAAUGUUUUUUCAAGUUAAUCAAAAAGGGAGAUACAGUUGAGGCAGAAAAAGAAUCCGAACCAAAACCUUUCCGUCCAUCAGGGCACGGAACAGGUUUUGCCGCUAACCUCUACUGCUCAUCGCAAACAAAUCCAUUAUUUGUUGACGAAGACGGGUGCAAUUUUAUCGGACACUUUAAUGUGAGCUGUCUCGAUAAGAUUGGAAACGUGGGAUACGCAGAUGUGUCCCUUCUCGUUGGAGGCACGGAGAUUGAAGCACGGGCAGUUUUACAAAGUACUCUUGAAGAAGUCACAGCAACAUUCGAUCUUCCUGAUUAAAUGUUUGCAGCUUAGCAAUUGGAAAUAAUAUGCCACCAAAAGGCAGUUGUCAUACAAACCACCUACCACUAAAGGAAAAGAAAAUAUACGACAAACGUGACAUUAAGUAAAAAUGGUUUUAUGUAAUACAGGUGAAGAACGAUGAAGAAUUGUAGCAUUCUAGCCAACAUGUGUGACCGAAGCGUGAGGGUAAAUAAGCUCAACACAUUCACGCUUCCCAAAAAAUAUCUUCCGGAAUUUCCAUCUAUUUACUUGUAUCAAAGUUUUGACACAACGAGUGUGUGACUUUUGAUUGGAUUCUGUUUAAUGAGGGUUUUUUCAUUUGAGACUUUCCUAUAUGCAUUCAAUUGUUUUUUCUUCUUCUGUUGAUUUUUAAAACAUGUGUAACAUUCUGCAUUAAAAUUCUUAUCGUUUCUUGUAAACACGUUGAAUGUAAUCUUACCUCGUUAUUAUGUUAAAAUGUAUCGAUUGUAUCUAAAAAUCUUAUUGUAUUGACCAUAAGUUUUGACAUAUGUAUAUAUUGUAUCAUUACUCGGAGAAAACAUCGUGUAUGUACGUGUUUUUAUUAUAUGACAAUAUAUAAACAAUGGCUGUCAUUACGUGGGUUUAAAUGUACUGCAUGCAUCAAUAUAUUGCUUGCUAUUUUUCCCAUGCGCAUAGGGGUACUAUAAUGUUUUAUCAUUUGCUUUUUGGUGGUUAAAUAUUUGAUAUGUUCCACUGUUUUUGAAUUUUAUCCAGCUCUUUGUUCUAAAUCAAAAGUCAGCGCAUGGGUGGGACUACAUAAAGCAGCUCUGAAAUUACAUACAAAGUAUUUUGGUUUUGUUAUACUGACUUGCCUGUGUAGUAUAUGUGUAUUGAUUCACUAGUCCUUUAAAAAUGUUAUAUAAAAUGCCAAGCUCGGGAUAUCUAAAAUCAUUAUGUUAAAACAAUUGAAAUAAUUACACAUUUAUUAUAAUUUACUGAAAUUCUAAUCUAAAUAUUAUAAUAAAAUAGAGGCUCUUUUUCGGCA